AUGGAACAGGCCACAGAUUCAAGACCAGCACGAGGGUCCACGGCUGGUGAUGUGAGUAGGGUACCGAUGACACAGACGACCGCCGUUGAUGAUGCUUCGUCGCCGGGUUAUAAAAAGAACAGCCUUGAAGGCCCGCAACAAAUGAACAAGCGGAGUUUGGACUAUGUAUUAAGGAGCGGGCUUGCGGGGGGUGUGGCGGGGUGUGCGGCAAAAACAGCAGUUGCGCCGCUUGACCGUGUCAAGAUCCUUUUCCAGGCAUCGAACCCGCAGUUCGCCAAGUAUACAGGCAGCUGGUCUGGCCUGCUAUCCGCAGUUCGAGACAUUAAUCGUCACGAAGGGAGGAGGGGCCUGUUUAAAGGUCAUUCUGCGACACUUCUCCGCAUUUUCCCUUAUGCCGCAAUCAAGUUUCUCGCAUAUGAACAGAUCCGAGCGGUGAUAAUCCCGUCGCGGGACAAGGAAACGCCGUUUCGCCGAUUGAUUUCUGGGAGUUUGGCGGGGAUCACAUCGGUUUUCUUUACGUACCCAUUGGAACUAAUUCGAGUACGAUUAGCGUUCGAGACCAACCGAUCUUCUCGGUCUUCCUUCACGGACAUUUUCCGACAGAUCUACCGCGAGCGGGUUUCGCCGCCUUCCGUACCAAGCGGGCUACCGUCCAGCCAUUCAGCCUCAGCUGCAGCCACUGCCGUGACCGAAGUCUCUGCUGUCGUGAACAAAGUUGUUCCUAGCUCUGGACUGGCGAACUUUUAUCGUGGAUUUGCGCCUACCCUCAUGGGAAUGCUUCCCUAUGCGGGAAUGUCGUUCCUUACACACGACACUGUUGGUGACUGGCUUCGGUCACCGGCACUCGCGCAAUACACAACUAUUCCAGGAUCUGAGGCACAGUCCAAGAAAGGAUCGCAUCGAACUCAACUGACCGCUGCGGCGGAACUUUUCUCUGGGGCCUUUGCCGGUCUUGUCUCUCAGACGUCAUCCUAUCCGCUAGAGGUCAUCCGGCGGCGGAUGCAAGUAGGAGGAGUAGUGGGCGAUGGCCAUCGACUAGGAAUAGCCGAGACGGCCCGGACGAUCUGGUUCGAGAGAGGCUUCCGGGGGUUCUGGGUGGGCCUGUCUAUUGGAUACCUCAAGAUAAUCCCCAUGACAGCCAUAAGCUUCUUCGUGUACGAGCGGAUGAAGUGGUCCUUGGGCAUUUGA
Aspergillus pseudonomiae is the source of this 1188-nucleotide messenger RNA. Its product is annotated as coenzyme A transporter. The transcript has 2 exons. Bases 1 to 1188 code for a protein of 395 amino acids. The record is from RefSeq and is a predicted model, not a curated record. NCBI's taxonomy places the organism in Eukaryota, Fungi, Ascomycota, Eurotiomycetes, Eurotiales, Aspergillaceae. Gene Ontology annotation, biological process: transmembrane transport. Gene Ontology annotation, cellular component: mitochondrial inner membrane.